Molecule: messenger RNA, 696 nt
Organism: Ophidiomyces ophidiicola
Lineage: Eukaryota; Fungi; Ascomycota; Eurotiomycetes; Onygenales; Onygenaceae
Exons: 1
Coding region: 1-696 (231 amino acids)
Molecular function (GO): catalytic activity
Source: RefSeq, a predicted model, not a curated record
AUGGUCCACCCUGAAGCCCAGCCCAUCAGCCAACUCCCCACCCACCUACACUACCUAUCACAAUGCGUCGCCCUCGCCGCAUACUCCCCUCCCAAGCCAACUAAUUUCCGCGUUGGCGCCAUACUUCUUCUCAGGCGUUAUUCUUCAGCAGACACAGAUACGCCCGAUCAACUGACCAGAUCUGAAGAUAAAGUUCUUUCCACCGGCUACACGCUCGAACUUCCCGGCAACACCCACGCCGAGCAAUGUUGUCUGUCCAAAUACGCUUCUCGCCACGACAUCUCGGAGGACAAUAUCGGUGAAGCACUGCAGCAGGAGCGCGGGAAUGACUCCAAUGCGAAAAUCGUUAUGUAUGUCACCAUGGAGCCGUGUGGUCAUAGGCUAUCGGGCAACAAGCCGUGCGCUGUGAGAAUCGUUGAGACACGAAAAGACGGCCUUGCGGGCAUCGACAGGAUCUAUUUUGGAGUUAAGGAGCCAGGGACGUUUGUCGGAGAGUCUCAGGGCUGUAAAAUGCUAGAUGCGGCGGGCGUUGGGUGGGAGCUUGUAGAGGGGAUGGAAGAGCAGAUCCUGGAAGUUGCAAAAGCAGGCCACGAACCAAGAGAAGAAGAGACGAAUGUGGAUGAUAUUUCUCCUGAAGAAAGGAAACGACAAGAAGAACUUCCGAGAAACCCCAAGAAGAGAAUGAUGGAAGUCUAA